Molecule: messenger RNA, 2134 nt
Organism: Chionomys nivalis (European snow vole)
Lineage: Eukaryota; Metazoa; Chordata; Mammalia; Rodentia; Cricetidae
Gene: Lrrc57
Product: leucine rich repeat containing 57
Exons: 6
Coding region: 266-985 (239 amino acids)
Molecular function (GO): protein binding
Source: RefSeq, a predicted model, not a curated record
CGGAAGCCCUGGGAGCGCGUCUCAGGCGAGCGCGGGUCCCGGGUGUUCCCUGGCGGAGCCUUCUCUGCACGGAGCCGUAGGAGGCGAGUCUCGAGCCCCCUGAUCCGGCAGCGGCUGCCGGAGGCUCCCCUGCCUUAGCUCGGCUUUCAAAGCAGCAGGACCUUGUGGUAGCACUGUCUACCAGCCUGCUUUCUCCUUGCCACACUCUCUGGCUGCCCCCUAGGAAGUAGGGAUAGGCAGAAGGGAACUGAGCCGCGGCGCUAGGAUGGGAAACAGUGCCCUCCGCGCUCAUGUGGAAACAGCGCAGAAAACCGGUGUCUUUCAGCUUAAAGACCGUGGUCUGACCGAGUUCCCCUCAGAGUUGCAGAAGCUGACAAGCAAUCUAAGGACCAUCGAUUUGUCCAACAACAAGAUCGACAGCCUGCCGCCUUUGCUUAUAGGAAAGUUCGCUCUGCUGAAGAGCCUCUCCCUCAACAACAACAAACUGACUGUUCUACCCGAUGAAUUAUGUAAUCUGAAAAAACUAGAGACUCUAAGUCUAAACAACAAUCACCUGAGAGAGCUACCGUCCACCUUUGGGCAGCUUUCUGCCCUGAAGACCCUGAGCCUCUCUGGGAACCAGCUGGGAGCACUACCACCCCAACUUUGCGGCCUGCGGCAUCUGGAUGUAGUAGAUCUCUCUAAAAACCAGAUUCGGGGUAUACCCGACACAGUAGGGGAGCUACAGGCCAUCGAACUCAACCUCAACCAGAACCAGAUUUCUCAGAUCUCAGUGAGGAUCUCCUGCUGCCCACGCCUCAAAGUCCUGCGCCUGGAGGAGAACUGCCUCGAGCUCAGCAUGCUUCCACAGAGCAUCCUCAGCGACUCCCAGAUCUGCCUGCUCGCUGUGGAAGGCAAUCUCUUUGAAAUAAAGAAACUUCGAGAACUAGAGGGUUAUGAUAAGUACAUGGAGAGGUUCACAGCCACCAAGAAGAAGUUUGCAUGAUGUUCUACAGGACCAUGAGAACCCUAAAGGACACAGACUUGGAACCUCUGUUGGAAUCUGGCCGAGCUAAAGGCUCCUGAUGUGGGAGAUACUCCAGAUUACAUUUCAUUUAAUAACUUUUUGAUAAGCUAAAGGAGAGGACUUAGGAGGCAGGAAGAGCCUUUCAUUUUGAGCCAUGGGUAGGGCGAUGGCCAGCGCUGGUCUUCAAAACCAGCAUCUAAGAAACUGGCUCUAAGAAACCAGGAGGUAGUUGCUGUUCAUUGAGGGAAUGCUGCCUGGUAACAGGACGACUCCACACCACAGCUAGAGACUUUCUGGAGUUGUAGCGUGCCAGCUUUCAUAAAGUCAGUUACAUCACCUCUGUGUUAACACUUCAUUUUUUUUUUUUUUUUUUUUUUUUUUUUUUUUUUUGAUUUUUCGAGACAGGGUUUCUCUGUAGCUUUUUGGUUCCUGUCCUGGAACUAGCUCUUGUAGACCAGGUUGGCCUCGAACUCACAGAGAUCCGCCUGUCUCUGCCUCCCGAGUGCUGGGAUUAAAGGCGUGCGCCACCACCGCCCAGCCAACACUUCAUAUUUUUAUGAAAUUCUAAUUUGUGGGCAACUUGUAUGGUUAAGGAUUUAGGCUUUUGUUCCGUGCUUCCACUUGGAACUUGGGGUGUACAUAAAUAUGUAGCUAUCUUAAAGCAAGCUUUACCAAGAGGAGCACCAACCCCUCAGCCACCAAGGAAUGCUCCCCAAGGCUGCAGUAGCAAUUUUUUUUUUUUUACUAUUGUGGGUGCCUUAUUGGUAGGGGGCUCAGAAGUGCUAAAAGUAUAUGCAAAAAUUGUAAAAUUUUUGUUUUUUAGUCAAUUUAGGUUUUUGCUAUGUAGCCCAGGCUGCCCUCUGAAUUACAUUCUCCCUGCCUCUACCCCCUUAAGUACUGGGAUUACAGGCAUGCGCCUCACUAAGCCUACUUGUAAGAUUUUAAAUGAAUUUUAAUAAUCAAGAUUUUCCUAGAGCUUUACUAAAAAUCAUGUGUUAUUUCUGGUAAUUUCUCCCAUUUUUUUAUUUAUAACUACUAAUCAAAUUACCUUCAAGAAAACCAUUACUAUAGUAUUUUAAAAUAACCUAUGUUUAUCAUGGUUAUUCUCUGAAUGAGAGGAUAUACUAA